Messenger RNA from Lucilia sericata (common green bottle fly), 1198 nucleotides. It is a transcript of the gene Tcs3, whose product is annotated as probable tRNA N6-adenosine threonylcarbamoyltransferase. Lineage: Eukaryota; Metazoa; Arthropoda; Insecta; Diptera; Calliphoridae. Bases 94 to 1137 code for a protein of 347 amino acids. Gene Ontology annotation, cellular component: cytoplasm; EKC/KEOPS complex. The transcript is spliced from 5 exons. Gene Ontology annotation, biological process: tRNA threonylcarbamoyladenosine modification. The record is from RefSeq and is a predicted model, not a curated record.
CAAAGUGUAAACACGCCCUAGAAACAGCUGUAAAAUACAGUGUUGUAAAGUGUAAGAAAAACUAAAGGAAAAAACAGCUGCCAAACAAAUAAAAUGGUUUGUGCUCUAGGUAUAGAAGGCAGUGCCAAUAAAAUUGGUAUAGGCAUUACCAAAGAUGGAGAAGUUUUGGCUAAUGUCAGAAAAACCUACAUAACGCCACCGGGUGAAGGCUUCCUACCCAAGGAAACGGCCAAACAUCAUCGCGAACAAAUUUUGGAGUUAAUCAAGGAAGCUUUAAAAACUGCACAAAUGACUGCCGCCGAUUUAGAUGUUAUUUGUUAUACGAAGGGGCCGGGUAUGGCGCCACCUUUAUUAGUUGGCGCCAUUGUAGCGCGUACUCUAUCUUUGCUGUGGCAAAAACCUUUGCUGGGUGUUAAUCACUGUAUUGGCCACAUAGAAAUGGGACGCUUUAUUACGGGAGCCAAAAAUCCCAUUGUUUUGUAUGUUAGUGGUGGUAACACCCAAGUGAUUGCCUACUCAAAUAAACGUUAUCGUAUUUUUGGUGAGACUAUUGAUAUUGCUGUAGGAAAUUGUUUAGAUCGUUUUGCCAGGAUUAUUAAGCUGUCGAAUGAUCCUAGUCCUGGUUAUAAUAUCGAACAAUUGGCCAAGGAGGGUAAACAGUUUGUUAAGCUGCCCUAUGUGGUAAAAGGUAUGGAUGUUAGCUUUUCUGGCAUACUUUCACACAUUGAAGAAAUUGCCGAUCCCUCGAAAAGGCGCAAUAAACGUAAAAAGGCUGAUGAACCUGAAGAACCAGAAUAUACCAAAGCUGAUCUAUGUUAUUCCCUACAAGAGACCAUAUUUGCCAUGUUAGUUGAGAUUACAGAAAGAGCCAUGGCUCAUUGCGAAUCAAAUGAGGUACUUAUCGUGGGUGGUGUAGGCUGUAAUGAACGUCUACAGGAUAUGAUGCGUAUUAUGUGUGAAGAAAGAGGUGGUAAACUAUUUGCCACCGAUGAACGUUAUUGCAUAGAUAAUGGCUUAAUGAUAGCACAUGCUGGCGCCGAAAUGUUUAAGGCAGGCACUCGAAUGGAGUUCGAAGAUUCUUUUGUAACACAAAGAUAUCGCACCGAUGAGGUGUUGGUAACCUGGCGAGAUGACUAAAUCAACAACAGUUAACAUAUUUUUUUAUAAUAAAGGACUUCUCUAUCAAGAUAAACAACAA